Messenger RNA from Fusarium odoratissimum NRRL 54006, 339 nucleotides. RefSeq lists its product as uncharacterized. The transcript has a single exon. The record is from RefSeq and is a predicted model, not a curated record. Bases 1 to 339 code for a protein of 112 amino acids. Lineage: Eukaryota; Fungi; Ascomycota; Sordariomycetes; Hypocreales; Nectriaceae.
AUGGCCCAGGAGCGAAGUCUGGGAACGCUGGCCAUGGCGAAGCGGUUCGACAGCGACUCUUCUGAUGCUGAGAGCGCACGCCAGCCGUGGUAUCCCCCGCCCCCCACGGCGCCUGUCCGAGUAAAGAGAAAGGAAGUGCCACAGCCUCUGCAGCAUCUUCCUCCUUUGCCUCCAGUUCCGGUGUCACCGGGGCGUAUGAAUGAUAGUGGACCAAAGAGUCCUCUCGAGAGGGUCUGGUCGAAGCGCAAGACUCUGCUGGAACGGGUAGAGGGUUGGUGGGAUCUUGAUCUGUUCGAGAAGAGACAGACACUCUUCGGCGGUAAAAGGGUUCAGGGGUAA